Molecule: messenger RNA, 3047 nt
Organism: Osmia lignaria (orchard mason bee)
Lineage: Eukaryota; Metazoa; Arthropoda; Insecta; Hymenoptera; Megachilidae
Product: aminopeptidase N-like
Biological process (GO): peptide catabolic process; proteolysis
Cellular component (GO): membrane; cytoplasm
Molecular function (GO): metalloaminopeptidase activity; peptide binding; zinc ion binding
Source: RefSeq, a predicted model, not a curated record
UCCGAUCGUGACAACAAGAUUGAUAAGAUUAGGAAUGUCGGAUAUAUUUUCGAUAAUAGUCCUACUGUGACAGCCAUAUAAGGCAGGGACAUUGGUACAAAGUGUUUAAAAGACGGUUAGCCGGCGUUCGCCAUCGGCCAUUAUUCAUAUUUUAUAAGAUUCAUCCAGGAUGUCGAGAGUACUCUCGUUCGUCCUGCUCCUGGUCACGUGUAACGUGGCUUAUGGAGACGUAGCCUCCUCCCAGGCGGAGAUCAACUACAGACUGCCAAACGAUGUGUCCGUAAUAAAUUACGAACUCUCGAUGGAGCCAGACUUGACGAACUUUAUAUUUACUGGACAAGUGAAAAUCACGAUUAAAAUUCUGAAUGACAUCAACAGUUUGACCUUAAACGCGAAACAUUUGAAUGUGACGAAGGAAAACGUCACCGUGACAGCGGAAGAUCCAAAGGAUCCAGCAGUCACAGCGACUGAAGUGGAUCAUCAGGAAGAACCUGAAUUCUUGGUCAUCCACUUAAGCGGAAAGCCAGCCAAGACCAAAAAUUACAAUUUGCUCAUUAAAUUUACUGGUGAAUUACACAAUAACACGAAAGGAUUCUACAGGAGCAGAUACUUUGAUAAAGAUAAUAACGUGAAGUACAUCGCUACAACCCAUUUCGAACCGACAGGAGCACGAUGGGCAUUCCCAUGCUGGGACGAGCCUGAAUACAAGGCACCCUUCACAAUUACCAUAACCCAUUCGGACAAGUACACAGCGAUCGCGAAUACGCCUCUAGUUGGCGAACCGAAGAAAAUAGAAGGGAACAAACUGGUCAGUACUUUCGAGAAGAGCCCCCCAAUGUCCACUUAUCUGGUGGCAUUCGUAGUGUCUGACUACGAAUGUUUGGAAGGCAGUGACAAAUCGUUUAGAGUAUGCACCAAAUCACACGCGAAGGAACAUGGCAAGUAUGCUUUGGAGAUAGGCCAGAAGGUGAUUGGUAAAUUGAACGAGUAUACUGGUCUUAAUUAUACCUCCUACGUAAAGAAAAUGGACCAAGUUACUAUCAAAGAUUUCUCACCAUCUGCCAUGGAGAACUGGGGUCUCGUAACCUACAGGGAAACUUCUCUUCUGUACGAAGAAGGUGUUACCACAACUCGCAGCAAACAGAGCAUAGCCACCGUCAUAGCCCACGAAUUCGCCCAUCAAUGGUUUGGAAACCUUGUCAGUCCAAAAUGGUGGCAGUACAUUUGGCUGAACGAAGGAUUUGCCACUUACAUGCAAUACUUCAUCACUCAUGAAUUGAUACCAGAAUGGCGUCUAAACGAAACGUUCGUGGUGACCAACAUCCAAGGAAAUGCUUUCAUCGCCGAUGCGGUCCAAAAUGUCCGCCACAUGAACAAGGACGCUCAAAGUCCGAGCGAAAUUAGCAGUCUUUUCGACAGUAUCGGUUAUCAAAAAGCUGCAUCGGUUAUUCGAAUGAUGUCCCAUAUUUUGACCAACACGGUCUUCCAAAACGGACUCAAGGGCUAUCUAAACAAAUACCAGAAGACUGCUGCUACAUCGAACGAUCUUCUGGCAGCUCUUCAGAAUGCAGCGGGGGACAAAACAUGGGGUGGUGCCAAAUUCUCUGAGAUAAUGAACGAAUGGGUAAACAAACCAGGUUUUCCAGUUGUCAAUGUGAAAAAAGUCAAAGAUGGAGAAUUUGAAGUAAGCCAGAAGCGAUUCCUGUCGGACGGAUCGACGGACGAAACAAAAUGGUGGGUACCACUGACGUACACCCACAAAUCCGAGCUUGAGUUCAAGAACACCACGCCAGUUGCGUGGUUAAAGGCAAAUGGCGAUUCUGUGACUAUUAACAUUGACACUAAAGAAUGGAUUCUUUUCAACAAGUUACACUCAGGAUACUAUCGCGUCAACUAUGACGAGGAGAACUGGAAGAAAUUGGAUUCGUACUUGAAGACUAAUGACUAUGCCAACAUACCACCGAUAAACCGUGCUCAGCUGAUCGAUGAUGUAUUCAGUCUAGCCCAGGCAGACUAUCUGGAUUAUACAACCGCGUUGAGCCUCACAAAUUACCUUAAUAAGGAGGUCGAUUAUGUUCCUUGGUCAUCAACCAUCAGAAACUUGAACUUCUUGAACAACAUGAUGCGCAACUCUAAACGUUAUUAUAUAUUUAAGAAAUACAUCGAAUUUAUAACCAAAAAUGUGGUGAAGGAAGUAGGAUUUGAGGUGAAGAAAGAUGAGAGCGAACUUCAUAAGAUUCUUAGGACGGACUUAAUAAAAUGGGCCUGCAAAGCUGGCAUUGAAAAAUGCACGAAAUACACCACGGAGAAAUACAACUUAUGGUUUGAAGAUUCCACCAAAAAUAGGCUGGACGUUGAUUUGAGAAACACCAUUCUCUGUGCUGGAGUAAGAAACGUUGACUUUGACAAAUGGAAGAAAACUCUGGACAAACUGUUGGAGUCAGCGAAGGACGAAGACGAAAAGAGAUCACUGAUGCUCAACGUUCCAGGCUGCUCUAAUUCGGUAGAGGUUUUGAAGAAGUAUCUGAACUUAACACUCGAGGAAAAUCCUCCGGUGAGCUUCGACGUCGCGGUACAAGGCAUUGUGUCCGAGCAUGCAGAUGGUGUUAACAUCACUCUGGAGACGCUUCUCACACAACAGGAGCGGAUAAAGAAAUUGCCCAAUGUGGAUAGUGUGAUCAGAACGUCCGUCCAAGCCAUUGCAAACUACAUUAAAACCCGUGAUGAAUACGUGGAGCUAAGUAAAUUCGUGGCCAAGGAAUUAGAGGCUAAACAUGUGCAGGAUAUGGUAUUGAAAGCAUCGAAGAAUAUGAAGUGGCUUGAAUCUAAUGAAGAAGUGAUUGAAAAGUGGUUGCUCAGUAACGAGAAUCUAUUCAACAGUGCCACAUCUCUAACGUUCGCGUCUCUCCUCGUUCUUUUGUCAAUAUUUAUUACACGAUUCUACUAAGAAAUUUAUCAUUAUUCUAGCGUCGAUUAAUUGUUCAUUUACACUGAUUGUGUUGUAAGAAUCGCAGGAUAUUUAUUUGUAAACAAAAUUCUACAGUACU